CCAUGCAUGUAAAAAAAAAAAAAGGCAUAAUCACGCUUUUCAAAUGUAUGGUGUGAAUGCGACCUUCAGGUUUUUAUGUUGCUAUUUAAACUUCUCCUUUCUCCCCGCUGUUAAUCACUUCCUGCCCCAGCUCCUUGCGUGGAUCUCUCGCUCGAGCUUCCUCGGAGCCCCAAAUCCAGGCAGCCUUUUCAGCUCAGUUCACCUUCCCGCUGGCCUCUCACAUUGCCACAAGAAUGGCGGGAACUCACGGGAACUCAGUUCCGACACCUCAGAUGUCAAAGAAUGAUGAUGAUCAGCAGUUUACUAUUGACAAUGCAAUUAAAAAUAUGGAUAAAAUGUCAUCUGAACUGAACAAACUAAUGGUAAAAACCCAACUGCUGCUUUGUGAUCUUAUUCUGAACUUCAGCCAUCCAGCUCUAACAGAUGUUUCAACAGAAGCUGAUGAAAAGAAACGUGAGGAGUCCACAAAUCUGCCUUAUUUCAGAUGACUGACCACUUUGAAACGGAGCUACAAAUAGGCUUCAUGGAGCUGUGAGGUCCAACACUUCUUUUCAUGCUGUUCUUGAUUUUUUUUCUCCUCUUGAAAAGAGCCUUGCUUCUUUUCAAUGAUGCAAACACUUUUCUGGCUUCCUUAAUUGGCCUCACAUUUGUGCCAGCCUGAAUUUGUUUGAACUAUUGGCAGCACUGAGUUCCAUUGAUCAUCAUGCACUCUACUCCAUCCUUGUGUGCCUGCCUGCUUCUAGUCCUGGAUUUAGUUCUGCUGCUUCAUCUUAGCAUUUUUACUGCUGAGAGGUGUUCUGUUUAUUUUGCAUCUAAGCCCCAACUAAGACAAUGGUAGUCUGAAAUAAUUCAGUUUUGUUUUUAAAACACACAUUAAAUGAAUUGCUUAUGCAGUAUUAUGCUGAUAGGUUGUGACUGU
Molecule: messenger RNA, 919 nt
Organism: Podarcis muralis (Common wall lizard)
Lineage: Eukaryota; Metazoa; Chordata; Lepidosauria; Squamata; Lacertidae
Gene: C2H5orf58
Product: chromosome 2 C5orf58 homolog
Source: RefSeq, a predicted model, not a curated record